AUGGCGUCUGUAUCUUCCCGGCCGUCGCCAAACUCUUCAUCCCCCUACGACUUCGAAUCCGCCCCCGAGACCGACGAGACAUGGCAGUAUAUCGACUACACGGCCUCGAGCUCUGGCCCGUCUUCCAUCGGAUUUCUGUCUGACCCUGCCAGUGGAAGCUUGGGUAGCUUUGCCAUGAUUGGAAACGUUCAUGGAAACUCGCCCUCUCCUUACAUCUCUGGAAAUACUCCAUCUUCCUACGUUGCUGGCAGCACACCCUCUCCCUACAUGGCCGGCAACACACCAUCCCCGUAUGUGUCAGGGAACACAUCCUCACCCUUUGUACCAGUCAACACUCCCUCACCAUACGUCUCUGGGAACGACCCCUCCCCUUCAGCAGCCUCUCCCCUCCUCCUCGGGGAGAUGGACCAGACCGCCUUCUUCUCCAGUAACCCAUCGUUCCCCUCGCAGUCCGAGAAUGGCAACUCAGACAUGUUUGUGACAGCAACCACAACAGCAGAUGGAGGCUUCGGCCCUGCGCAGGGCUUCAUGACCCCCCAGCAGUACCUCUUCCCGCAGCAGCAGCAACAGGAUGCGAGCCAGUUCUCGCCCCAGGGUUUGAACGGUAUGCUGGUGGCGCAGAGGACGGGCCCCAGUACGCGGCAGGGUGCUGAUGAGACUGCAGACAUGACCCUCAUCAACAACUUUGGCGCCGACAUGUUCUCGACCGGCUCGGGUGAGCAGGUUCAGGUGCCCCAAGUCGACCUCAACAUGCCACAGCCGCUGCAGUCGGAUCCAAACGUCCCGCCGUGGAACCCUACUAACACGAGGGGCGGCGAAGGCAUCUUCAUCAUGGAUGACUUUAGCAGCUCGCCUUCCCCCAAGAGCAUUCACUCACAGAGCUCUCUCUCUAGUAACAAGGCCAGCUACGGCAGCAGCAGCGGUAAAUCAUCAACUCAGAUCCGCAAGGUCAAGACAGGCAAGGUUGAGAAGAAGAAGACUGAGCAGUCGGGCAAGUUUGUCAUUGUGACCCCCAACUCCAUCUCGGCUCACGCCGGCCGCCCGAACCCCUUUGAAUGCUUCGAGGCCAUGGCUCGCACCAGUCAGCGAGGCCGAAAGGGCCCCCUGGCGAAUGCCACCAAAGAGAACGCCCUGCAGGUUCGGAGGGUGGGAGCUUGCUUCUGCUGUCACAGCCGCAAGGUCAAGUGUGACAAGGAGAGGCCCUGCAAGAGCUGCAAGAAGCUCAUGAUUCAAGUCCCUCAGGUAGUCUGCUGGCAGUUCCAGGACUUUGUGCCCAUCCUGUUCCCAGACUUUAUCCGUGGUCAUCUGCGUAAGGAGGUCAUGACCAAGUUUACUGCUGAGAGCAUUGUCAGCUUCCAGGUCAAUGGAGUCGAGCAGGGCUGCUCUGUCGAGCUCUUCUCUGGAGGCAGGUUCCAAGCGGUCCUCGCCAUCGAGGCCAAGUUCUUCACCCCGAAGACCCCUGACAUCAUCCAGCACUGGCACAUGGUCAAUGUAGGACCGGACCGUGUUGAGCUGCAGUCCAACGGAGCCGCAGCCAUUGCCGUCGAGCUCGAGAAGACGGCCGAGAGGGACAGCCUCAAGAAGAGGACAAAGAAGUACAUUCAGGAGCUCAUCACCGAGCCUGGCUUUGUGGACCAGGUGACGGAAUCCUUCCGCUCCACUCAACUCCCAAGGAAGAUUCUUGGAAUCAUCAAGCAGUACGCCGAUGAGACCGAGUCCCUCAUGGUCAAGCGCGCCCUGUCCAUCUACUGUAUGCACUACAUCAUGACCCGACAGCUCUGCCUCACCCGGCACACGGUCGACUCGCUGCGGUCUACUGGCAUGAUCGCCCAGAACGACGGCUUCGUGACGCCCCGCAUGCUCGCACGGCAGAUCAAGUCAGUCGUAGACGAGCUUAUGUUGCGCGAGAUGCAGCAGCUGUUUGAGCUCUUCUCCAAGUCGCUCAAGCCCAAGAUCCGGCGCGAGUGGGCUCCCUGUACCGCCGCCUUCCUGGUGCUCUGCCUCUUCAUGGAGGCGGUCGAAACGGCGGCCGACACCUUUGUCGUGGCGGGCAACGAGAUCAGCAUGAGGAACAGCGCGCGACCCGAGUACGACCGCAGCGUGGCCCUCAACACAUGCAAGGAGGUCGAGAACAUGCCCUUCAAGCAGUUCGCCUACCAGUUCCACCAGGUCUACCAGACGCACACCAAGGAGGCCAACGCAAAGAGCUUCAACCCGCUGUUUGACAGCAGCUUUGCCGAGCAGGGCGAGCUGGACGGACCCGCCGUGACGUUUGCGGCUCAGCUCAGGGAGCUCUUCUUUGGCGAGGACUGGUUAGAGUUGCAGUUCCUGGCGGCCAACGAUAUCCUCCCCAACAGCGGCAGUCACCCGUUCCCUAUGAGCCCGGAGACCUUGUACACGGGUCGACUCGUGGCCAAGUUUCUCAUGUCCUUCACCGAUGACAAGGCCAUCUUUGGAGACUCUGUUUGA
Molecule: messenger RNA, 2469 nt
Organism: Fusarium keratoplasticum
Lineage: Eukaryota; Fungi; Ascomycota; Sordariomycetes; Hypocreales; Nectriaceae
Product: Zn(2)-C6 fungal-type domain-containing protein
Exons: 3
Coding region: 1-2469 (822 amino acids)
Biological process (GO): regulation of DNA-templated transcription
Molecular function (GO): DNA-binding transcription factor activity, RNA polymerase II-specific; zinc ion binding
Source: RefSeq, a predicted model, not a curated record